AAGCUUCGCAGUGAUCACCGUCGAAUUCCUGGCCCUUUCUCUCUCCUCGCCAAGCUUCUCGCCGUCUGGCACGCCACCGCCCGAGAGAUCGCUGUCCAUUGUGGCGCUGAUGCCGCGCAAUUCCUCGUCGUCGAAGGCGGAGAUAAAAGACAAUGAGAGGUAAAGUUGUGAAGAGCUAUCUUAGGGACUCGGUUAAUUCAGAAGCAAACAAUAAGUUUAACAAUGGUGGAAGCAAAAAUCAGCCUGUUUGUCCGAAGCCUCGCCGCCCCGUUUCGGCCGUGCCUGAAGUUCUCAAGCCCCUCAGUUGCACCAAACACAGGCAUUCUCAUCAAUCAAAUAGUCAUGGAAGAAACAAUAUUUUGAGCAUGCUUAACGAAAAGACGUUAAAUGAAGGACAAGAAUCUCUUUGUAGUAAUUGUCCUCCAUCAUGCUACUCUGGAUCUCCACCAGGAAGAACUGAUAACCCACUUAUCCAUGAUGUCCAAUUUAUCCAUCAAAUGGAACUUAUCUCUCCUUUGUACAAAGCUCUCUAACAAAAUUCUGCUUCUUAUGAUUGAUUGAGAAAUCACACUAUGGUUUUCUAAAAUUAGGAUUUAUUUAUUUUUCCUUAAGUUUCCAUCUUCAGAUUUAAGAGUCUAAGCUACAAAAAUAAAAAGUAAGCCCUAAUUUUAUUUACAAAUUUGAUCAUUGUUCAAAGAAUCGGACAUUUCGGAAAAGGAUUUGGAAGGAAUAGGAAAUUAUUUUUGCUAGAUUUUGUUAUGGUAAAUAAAACAAUUGUAUAAUGAGAAACUAUUGUAUAUAACGAGGUUAACGUAAUAGAUUUGGUUAUCCAUGUACUUUUAAUUUGUAUAUGUAUUUAUAACUAGUUAUUAGGCCCGGGCUAUGCCCCGGGUAAGAAAAAUUUCAUUUAUUAAUAUUGUACUUUGAUAUGAUAGCACUAAAGACAACUUGGUCUAGUGGUUAAAACUUUAGUACAUUAACUUGAGGUCUUGGGAUCUAAACCUAUACUAUGCAAUUUCUAUUUUUUUUAAUUGUACAUGGAUUACAUGAACUAAAACUCCCUAGGAAGAGCGCCACGUGGCACCGUUCCUGAUUUACGCACGCCUUUUAAUAUAUUAGUAUAGGUUUUGUAAUAUUGUAUGGUCUCUUUAAUUUGACCAAUAUAUACAAGGAUGAGCAUUAUGUUUGAGGAUUAUAUUUUGCUCUUAAA
This is a messenger RNA of Beta vulgaris subsp. vulgaris (sugar beet), 1210 nucleotides long. RefSeq lists its product as hypothetical. Lineage: Eukaryota; Viridiplantae; Streptophyta; Magnoliopsida; Caryophyllales; Amaranthaceae. The record is from RefSeq and is a predicted model, not a curated record. The transcript has 4 exons. The coding region runs from base 153 to 533 and encodes 126 amino acids.